CGGGUUUGGGUUUUGUGAUACAUACCCAAACUCGUUUGACCCGUUCUCAUGUUUAAGGGUUUCUUAUGAACCCGAUAAAAAGAAUGUAUGAACCCAAAUCCAUAUAUUAUUUACUUUUUUAUAUGUUUAGUCUAUAGAAUUUAUAAAUUAUGCUUAUAUUGAAUUUAUAAAUGCUUAGAUUACAUUUAGGACAUGAUAUUAUACAUAUGCGUACUACCCGAUAUGGCAAUUCGAUAUUUAGUCAAUGUCCCCCGAUAUAUCCCUGAUUUUUGCUAUUCGACAUGGAUUUCAGCCAUCCGACAUGAACCCGACAUCCGACAUUUAAAACCUUGGUGCUACCAAUCUCAGCAGUAUUCGAAUUGUAUGAUUUUGUACAAAUGUAUCAAUGUAACUCCUAGUCAAGUCAGUGUGGAACUAAAAAAGCCUCAUAAAGCCAUUACAAACAAGUUAAGAAGGGCUUUAUACUUUCGUGCUUACUUAUCGGAUCGGUUUAGUAUUGGGUUUUGUUCAUCAUUGCUAUUAAGUCAAGUGGAUGCUAUAUGAACUAGUUUUAGAGUCACUACCAGAUAUAUGCAGAGAAGAGCCGAAUGUAUGGCGUGCUCGUGUCCCGAUCAUAUGUUUUGAGAUUGUCGAGAUGCACGUGUCCGACCGUGUGCUCCGAUAAUUUGGGCUACAACAACAUAUCCCGAACCCUGUGGAGAUAAUAGAGAGAAAUCUCAGAAAAGGUGCACAUCGUCAAGAUUAGAAACAUAUUCACAGUGCUUACAUCGGGAGGUGGGAUUAUAGGGAAGAACAGUUGGUGAUGGAGAGGGCCGACACAUCUGACCUAGGUGUGUAUUUGCGAUAGUAUUGGGGGAUUACUCGCCGGUGGAUAUUUCAGGAGAACAAAGUCCCUUAAGGAGUUUAUACCAAGAGGCCCAGUUGAGAGAGAAUUGGUAAGUGUAUAAGUAAAAUAUACAGUUAUCUUGUGAGUUUUAUUUUAUUAUCAUCCAAAUCAUAAUAGCUUUCUUAGGGUUUUUAUCUUAUAGGUACAAGAGCUCGAAGAACUUUCUACUAUGGCACAUGAUACAAUCCGAACGACUACCGAGCCAGGGCCGAGGAACACGUUCAUUCACAUGAUCAAAAGAUUCGGUCCGCUCUGCAGAGGACGCAUAAUGCAAGACGUGAUGGAUGUGAGGAGCGAUCAAUUGAUUACGGUCGUCGACUGUUCCGAGGACACACGGGGGCAGGCUCAAGCGGUGCACAUGAUGAAGCUGGCGGCUCACAGCAAGCCCAAGCCGGAUGUUCACAGUCGGUUCGAGUCGAUGAGGAUGUCAUGCACUCCCAACUUCACACACAACCGGACAAGGAACUCAUCCAAGCUCACGUCGAAGGUGAACGUGUCAGGGGGAGGGGGAGAGGGAGAGGAAAGGGAGUUGUAUCCGAUUGAAACAUAAUAUUAUGUAUCUGAUUGAGUAUUGAUAGGAUGUUUGCGUUUGAAACUAAAUAUUAUGUAUUCGAUUGAGUAUGGAUUUUCAGUUGAGAUAUUUGAUAGGAUGUUUGCGUUUGAAACUAAAUAUUAUGUGAAUUGCAUGGUAUGUAUCCGAUUGAUUAUGGAUUUUCAGUUGAGGUUAUUAAUUGGUAUGUGUAUUAUUGUUAUUGUGAUUGCAUUGUGGAUUGAUAUGUAACAGCAGGAGUUUGAAUUUCCAGCUGAAAAUGAGUCUGCCAAAUGGUCGGGGUUGGGAACCCCGACCAUUUUGUGCACGCACACAAAACGAUCGGGGUUCCCAAACCCGACCAUUUUGUCGUAGGGUAAUUCUCCUCUGCUAAAUGGUCGGGGUUUUCAACCCCGAUCGUAUUCAGCUCCAUUCGACGAUUGGGCCAGAGC
Molecule: messenger RNA, 1867 nt
Organism: Asparagus officinalis (garden asparagus)
Lineage: Eukaryota; Viridiplantae; Streptophyta; Magnoliopsida; Asparagales; Asparagaceae
Exons: 3
Coding region: 193-543 (116 amino acids)
Source: RefSeq, a predicted model, not a curated record